CUUCUUCACACUCCAUUCUUUGCAUUCGACGAUCAGAGCACUUCUACAAGGCCUUCUUGUCCUUUUCACCAUCAUUCUGGCUACUCUCUCACUGCAACGUUCCUCAUAAAUUGCCCCAUUCUGUCCUAUCCUCCCUAACGGCCCGUGGCCACCCACCUACAACCAUGGCUGGAUGGUUCUCCUCUGGCACGUCUGCCCUCGACGAGCAAAUUGAAAAAGCUACUUCAAGUAGUCUCGAAGACAUCGCUACAAGUCUCGAAAUCUCCGAUUUGAUCCGAUCCAAAACAGUGCAGCCUAAAGAGGCUAUGCGAUCGUUGAAGCGACGGAUAGGCAACAGGAAUCCCAAUGUUCAGCUUUCAGCCUUGAAACUCACAGACACGUGCGUGAAGAAUGGAGGAUCUCACUUCCUGACGGAAAUCGCAUCCCGCGAGUUUAUGGACAAUCUUGUCUCGUUGCUCAAAGCCUACGGACCUGCAGCUGUAAACGACGACGUCAAAGGCAAGAUCCUCGAACUGAUACAGACUUGGGCCAUUGCCACCCAAGCUCGAUACGAUCUCUCGUAUAUCAACGAAGUCUACAAGACCCUCCAAAGAGAAGGAUUCGCAUUUCCACCAAAGGUUGAGAUUGCAAGUACUAUGGUGGACAGCAGCGCCCCUCCCGAAUGGGCCGACAGUGAUGUCUGCAUGCGAUGUCGUACAGCUUUCACCUUUACGAAUCGCAAGCACCAUUGCAGGAAUUGCGGCAAUGUCUUCGAUCAGCAGUGUUCCUCCAAGUCGAUUCCUUUACCACACCUGGGCAUCAUGCAGCCUGUGCGCGUCGACGACGGAUGCUACGACAAACUGACCAGGAAGUCCGGUGGCUCCGAUCGCCGAGUGUCUUUCGCACCCAAACCUAGCGCCAUGCAACCACGAAGUGCCAGGGUAGAGGCUAGCAGCUUUGAUGAGGAUCUGAAAAGAGCUUUGGAAAUGAGUCUGGAGGAGGCCAAGGGAAUAUCAAGCUCAGGCUACGUGCCGCAGUCACAGGAACGAAAGAAGGAGCCUCCAAAGACGAACGGUGCGGCAGCAGCCGAGGAAGAGGACGACCCUGAUCUGAAGGCUGCCAUAGCCUUGUCUCUGAAGGAGGCCGAAGAACAGGCCAAGAAGCAUGCGGCCUCGAUUAAGAAAUCUGCAGCCGAUGGUGCAACUUCUACACAACCAUUCAUCAUGCCGAAGAAUGACUAUGAGCUAUCAAUCGUGGAAGCGGAGAACAUCAACCUAUUCUCCACGCUUGUCGACCGUCUACAACAUCAACCACCGGGCACAAUACUACGAGAACCACAGAUUCAAGAAUUGUAUGAAAGCAUCGGCAAGCUUCGACCCAAACUGGCCAGAACGUUGGGCGAGACAAUGUCGAAGAAUGAUGCUUUGCUUGAUCUUCAUGCCAAACUGUCGACUGUUGUUCGCUACUACGAUAGAAUGCUCGAGGAUCGACUGAACAAUACCUAUAACCAGCGGAAUCCGGGAUAUCCAGGUUACGGCAUGGCCUCACCAGGCAUACCUCAAGCUUCUGGAAUGUACCCAUCAAUCGCUUCAGGUCCUCCGCCAUCUAUGAGCACUGCGCCAGGGGGGGCGGAGAACUAUUACUUUAGCAAUGCACCAUCCGCUGAACCUUAUGGAGCACCUUCACAACCACCAAUGCCCGAACCACAACGCUCGUAUUCAUAUUCGAGCGCAAAGCAGGACGCCUCAGUCUCAUCGUAUUCAUAUCAAAAUUCGGUGCUGCAGCAGCAGCAGCAAGGUGGACAGCUCAAUCAACCACCGUCUCCGCAAAUGUAUCACCAACAACAAUACUCCUCUCAGCCUUCACAAGCUCCUCCUCCAUCCGCGUACCCUCAGUUGCCACCUCCCGAUCCUCAGCAUACACCUACCCCUUAUUCUCAGGGGGCAGAUGCUCCUACUCCUCAACCACAGUACGCCUCUCAAGCUCUGCCAGCCUACCAACAACAGCAACAGGCAGUACCAUCAACACCUCAAACCCAAUCCCAACCUCUUCCCCCACCUACCCAGACAUAUCAACAGCUUCCGCCGCCACAACCACAACAACAACAACAACAACAACAACAACAACAAUACCCUCCUCCAACACAGCAAUCCAACCCACAGUCGUACCCGGCAUAUCAAACUGGCUACAGUCAAGAUCAAUUCCCUUCGGUACCGCAACAUACUCCUGGCUACCCACAACAAUCCUUACCUCAACACCAACCUAAACCCGUCGCGGUGGAGGAGAGUUUGAUUGAGCUUUGAGAAGCUUUGCACGGGUAGAACGUGGGUCGAGGAGUAGUUUUGGGGGGUCCACUUGCAUCCCUUCCGACCUGUAUGUACGUACCGGGUGGUCUCGGUCCAGAUUGCUAGCAAUGGGGAAGGCCGGCGGUUGUCUUGUUGCGGCUUUCUUUUUCAAGGCGGAGGGAAAACGUCCCAGGAGUAAAAAUAGGUAGCGUCCAAACCCAGAGCCAGCCAGUACUCGAAUGAGAUUUUCAUCCUUAUAUCCCAUAGUUGGCAAUUAGCACAGUCCGCAUUUUAUUGAUUACACCCCGAAAUGUAUUCGACAUUAAAAAGACUUGUCCU
Molecule: messenger RNA, 2603 nt
Organism: Exophiala oligosperma
Lineage: Eukaryota; Fungi; Ascomycota; Eurotiomycetes; Chaetothyriales; Herpotrichiellaceae
Exons: 1
Coding region: 165-2282 (705 amino acids)
Biological process (GO): protein targeting to vacuole; protein transport to vacuole involved in ubiquitin-dependent protein catabolic process via the multivesicular body sorting pathway
Cellular component (GO): ESCRT-0 complex
Molecular function (GO): metal ion binding; phosphatidylinositol-3-phosphate binding; ubiquitin binding
Source: RefSeq, a predicted model, not a curated record